GCGCUUUUGAAUUGAAGGAAUAUAAGAGUUUGUGCUGCUGCUGCUUUUUUGUUUAGUUCUAGUUCUAUCGCUUUGCCUCCUUCGAAGCUUCCAACUUCCAGGUCCGAUGAUUUCUACACAAAGCAGCAUAUGACAGGUUUUCUUCAACUGUUUGAGAAUUGCCAUUGACUUGGGAGAUAAUUGGGUUGGUUGAGUUGUAUUUGGGGUAAAAUGGAGGAUGGCAGAGAUUUCAUAGACUGCCUCGGUUCCGAUGUCUCCAUGAAGAUCCUUAUGUGUUUAGAGGACCCUUCUGAUCUUCUCCGUGUUAGUGCUGUCUCCAGUUCUUGGCGGCAAUUCGGUGAGCUUUCCAACUUCUCUCUUUGUAAUAGCUCUGCUUCAUUUCCUCAACCUUUAGCUCCAUCGAACACUCGUGGUUUUCCCUUAUGAUAAAGUUAGAAUGUUUAGAUGGAUAACAUACAGAAUUUCAUUUCCAUGAGUUAUAUAUUGAUCAACUGGUUGAAGCACAAGAAUGUAAGAACUUUUCUGUCUAGAAAUGAUCCUGAGUCCAUACCAGGAAGAAAAAAAUGAUAGAAUUUUGAAGCAAAGGAUAAUAUAAAGGAAACAACCAUAUCGAAUGGUGAUAGUCCCAAUGCCUUAAUUAGCUUAUAUCCUGGAGUGGCUGUAACUGGGAAUACAAUUGUUUCUGGGAACAGUAGUUCCUCUAGAAAUGUGAAAUGUCCUAGCUUUUUGUUAUGGCUCAAAUUGUUGAUUUCUGUAACCAGCCAUAGGCAAAUUCGGUUCUAGUUUCUUUGCCCUGAAUGCCUUUGAUGCAUGUCCCAUUUCUGACCACAAUCAGACCACCUUUAUGGUUUUGAAACAGAACAUGGUAUAAUUACAUUUAGCAUUCGUUUUCAAACGCUUCUGCCUGGUUGGUGAUAAAUGAAGAAGAGAUCUUCAACUGUUUUUCCCUUUGUUUGAUGUUGCAGUAGUUGCAAAUGGAUUAUGUAAGCUGCUCUGUUUGAAGUUGUUCCCCGAGAUGUCGGAUGUGUGUUGUGAUAUCGAUAGCAGUCAAAUUAUCGAACCUGUUGAGUUCAGAUCCUAUGAGUCAAUGGAAUGGUCAUGUCUGAAACGCGAACAUAAGGUCUAUGCCUUUUUGGCUCGAGGUCUUGACUCCUCUGUAAGGAACGAUUGCUUGCUUAAGGCUAUAAGUGCAUCAAGCACCGAUAAUUAUCCUGAUGAAAGCAUUCAGAAUACGUUAACAUCCAACGAUAGGAUUGGUCAGAGAGCUUCAUACUGGUCAAGCAAGGGUGAGAGUGAUGCUACAGUUCCUGAGACCUUGACGUAUAAUUUGAUGGCUAAAAUGUGCUUGGUAACUGAAAUUCAUAUACAACCGUUUAAAGCGUAUUUUCAGUUUGGUUUCCCCAUAUACUCAGCAAAGUCUGUAAGGUUUUUGAUGGGGCAUUCUACUUGUAACAUGGAACCAAAAAGUGGUAGAGAUGAGUCAUCGUCCUCUCAAGAAUCACCUCAUGAAAAGUAUGUGUGGACAUACAUUUCCCCAGAGUUUUUUAUGGCUCAGGAGAACCGCUUGCAAAAAUUCAAGCUGCCAAAACCUGUUCUGUGCAUUGGUGGAAUUUUGCAGGUUCAACUCUUGGGGAGAGUGCAGAGACAAGAAAUGGAUGGUCUCUACUAUAUGUGUAUUGCCCACGUUCAAGUUGUUGGACGGCCUCUUUCAUCGGCUUUCGAUGUUGAGAUAUUGGAUCGAUCAGGAAAAUGCAAGUUGAGGCACUUAUCUGAACAGCACCUUCAUUCGUGUGAGAAGCAAUCUCCUCAGGGGGAGAAGUUGAGUCCUUCAAGCUUUCACACGUUCAGUGCUAGAGUGAGAGGAUGGGAACAAAUGAUACUUAACACGUUAUUCCGUGAUAGAGCUGAAGAGCUUCAUGAUAGUGAUCUCGACCUUGAUGAGGACGCGGAUUAUGAGAUUUGAUUCUUCUAUUAGCCUCAAAUUCUGUCUUUCAUCUAACCUUCUCGAGGUCAUGUCUGAAUGCCCCCCUCUUCUCUCUUUACUUUUACUUUUUGGCGGAGGGAAGUUAUAUUUUACUAUCCGCACCACGUUCUGGCUUUUCUUCAAGAGUUGGAACCUCUAAUCUAAGAUGUUUGAGGAAUUGACUGCUACAGCCGUGAGGCAGAUUUCCCCUUUCUGUGAUCUUUUGCACAUUGGUACAAAAUGAAAAGGGCACGUCUGGCCUUCCGUGAGAAUUGGAAGAAGUGCAAUUGCAGGUUGCGAGGAGGAGACAAAGAUAAAUCUCCAAAUGGCGAAUAAUUGUAAAUCACUCUAAAUUUUGGCCCAAUGUUCUUAAAUCUGUCUAGAUAAUACACUUGUGAAAAUAAGACGUCAGAGUAAAAGCUAGAUAUGAUCACAAUCCAUUACGGAGAGCUGUGAAAAUGUUGAGAUGAGGGAUCCAAGCCUACUGUACAAACAUAUUUUCAGGGACGAAAAAAAAAAGAAAAAAAAAGCACAUCUUUCUGAAACAAAUUACAUUAAAGUUAAGCCUUCCAAUCAAAAUUCAUGUUAUCAUCAAGGUCACUGCCAAGAAAACUACUCUCUGGGAAGUCGUUUGGUAUGUCAGGUACCAUUUCUUCUGACAAGUGAAGACCCUGAGGUAGUUCCAUAGAUUUCUGGUUGAAGCUACUAUUUCCUCCAGGCCCAGAGGAUUCACUGUUUGAAGCGCCUUUGAAACUAUUGC
Messenger RNA from Oldenlandia corymbosa var. corymbosa, 2723 nucleotides. NCBI's taxonomy places the organism in Eukaryota, Viridiplantae, Streptophyta, Magnoliopsida, Gentianales, Rubiaceae. The record is from the annotation of a GenBank genome assembly.